Messenger RNA from Naegleria gruberi, 1374 nucleotides. RefSeq lists its product as uncharacterized. The transcript is spliced from 6 exons. The coding region runs from base 1 to 1374 and encodes 457 amino acids. Lineage: Eukaryota; Heterolobosea; Eutetramitea; Acrasida; Naegleriidae. Gene Ontology annotation, biological process: transport. Gene Ontology annotation, cellular component: Golgi apparatus; membrane. The record is from RefSeq and is a predicted model, not a curated record.
AUGAAAACUUCUUCCACAUUUGCCUCCUCAAGCAAUAAGUCUUCCUUAUCAUCAAUGCGAGGAAGUGGAUUGAAUAAAUUAUUUUGUAGUAAUAAUGAUUAUUAUCGGAAAAGUGUUUGGAUAUUUGUGUUGAUUUGUUCGGUAUGGAUGAUCAUGAUUGGAAGUGGAGUGGAUGCAUAUAGAAUUAAUUUUGAUGAAAGUCAUGGGAGUUUUACUUCGGAUGUAACUCAGGGAAAAUUAUUGGAUGAAUAUGAAUUGGGAAUGUAUGCUAGAGAGGAUCUUCCAUUGAGAGUUUUAACAAGACCCAUUGCUAAUGGUGACACAUUUGUUCAAGUUUAUUUAAAUGUUAAACAAUCAAGCAUUCCAACUCCUGAUACCAAAUUAGUUCUCAUUGUUGCUAACAGUGAGAUACUUGCAACUGGUUUUAAGAAGGAUCAGAAAAAUGAAUAUUUGUGUGGAGACGAAGGAUUAGUUCCAACUUCUCAAAGCACACUCGAUGAUGAUGGAAUUUUAUAUUACAAAUAUUUCAGUGGAGAUGAAGUAAUUGAUGAGAAUUUCGAAGUGCCAUUAACAGGUCUCUACCAAUACAAAUUAUUCUACUGUCCUGCCACUAACCCAACUAAGGAAAGACCAAAGUCUGGUGAAGCCAAUUUCAAAAUGAAUGGUUACAUUCAAUUCAUCAAUCCAUAUGGUCACUUGCCAGGUCAAUAUUUCUUCUUCUUGCCAUUCCAAGCAUUCAUGACAAUUGCUUAUAUUGUUUUUGCUGUCCUUUGGUUUUUGGCCUCUAUUUUCAAUAGAAAGGAAUUCUUAACUCUCCAAUUCUACAUUACUAUUGUCUUGAUGAGUUGUUUAGCAGAAGCUUUGAUUGUCUAUUUUGAUUACUUUUUAACUAACAAAAUUGGAAGUCGUAACUUUGUUGUUCAACUUUGCUCAAUGGUUAUGACUGUCAUUAGAAAGACUUGGACUAGACUCAUCAUUUUGGUGGUUUGUUCAGGAUACUCAAGUGCCACAAAGGAGGAGGAUGAUGAAUCAUCUGAAAAUACCUCUUCUCAAAAGAAAGUAACAACAACCAUGAUCAUUAUUUAUUCAGUUAUAUUUGCAAUUUCAUGCUCAGUUUCAGAAUUUGGAGAAUUUUUAUUCUUUAGAGAGCUCAUUUCACACACUCAAUAUUUGAUCUCCAUGGUUCCAACAUCCUGCUUGGAUUUCUUCUUCUAUGUCUGGGCUCUUUACUUGCUCUACCAUACUAUGAAGAUGUACAAGCCUUCAAAUCCAAAAGCUGUCACUGCCAGAGAAAGGGCUUCCCCAGAAUGGAAACAUGCAUUCUCCAAUUCUUCUACGAAUAUGGUCAAUACUACAGAAGUGCUUGGUAUUUGA